UUUACCAACCAUGUUUCAGCAACACAUUUGACGUUGUUACGUCUGACUUCAUUUUGAAGAUCAUGCGCGAUUCACCGUAGUCUAAAGGGGAUAUGAAUUGCAGUUUGACUGUAGAAUCGGACUAAAUCGUCAGAAUCUAACAAAAUCCAAGAUGGUGCUGGAAAGUACAAUGAUUUGUGUGGACAAUAGUGAUUAUAUGAGAAAUGGCGAUUUUCUUCCAACAAGACUUCAAGCUCAGCUAGAUGCAGUCAACUUAGUAUGUCACUCCAAAACUCGUUCCAACGCGGAAAAUAAUGUUGGAUUAAUUACACUUGCAAAUGUCGAAGUAUUAGCCACGUUAACAAGUGAUGUUGGACGUAUUCUAUCAAAGUUGCAUCAAGUACAACCAAAUGGUAAUCUUAAUUUAAUAACUGGCAUCAGAAUUGCACACUUAGCACUUAAACAUCGACAAGGAAAAAAUCAUAAAAUGCGAAUUGUAGCAUUUGUUGGAAGUCCUAUUUUGUUAGAUGAUAAAGAGCUUGUAAAAUUGGCCAAACGAUUGAAGAAGGAGAAAGUCAAUGUUGAUAUUAUUAGUUUCGGUGAAGAAGCCAUUAACAAUGAUAUUUUAACAGCAUUUGUGAAUGCGUUAAAUGGCAAAGAUGGAACAGGAAGUCAUUUAGUAACUGUGCCUCCUGGUCCUCAUUUGUCUGAUGCUUUGAUUUCAUCACCAAUUAUCCAAGGUGAAGAUGGCAUGGGUGGAACAGGAAUGAGCGGUACUGCUUUUGAAUUUGGCGUUGAUCCCAAUGAAGAUCCAGAGUUAGCACUGGCUUUAAGAGUUUCUAUGGAAGAACAACGUCAACGGCAAGAAGAUGAAGCUCGUCGUGCUCAAAUUCGAGACUCUGCAUCAACGCAAUCUGAAACCGUCAAGGAAGCACCAAAUGAUGAAGUUAUGCUGAAACGUGCAUUAGCUAUGUCUCUUGAAGGUUCAGAGGAAGCUGCUAAACCGGCCAAUUCUGGUUCAAAUUCAAGUAAUGCUCCAGAUUUUGCUCAUAUGACAGAAGAAGAGCAAAUUGCUUUUGCAAUGCAAAUGUCUAUGCAAGAUCAACAAGAUUUUGAACCACAAAAAGAAGAAGCUAUGGAAGUAGAAGAUGAUUAUGUUGCUGUCAUGUCAGAUCCUACAUUUUUACAAACGGUUCUGGAAAGCCUUCCUGGUGUUGAUCCUCAAUCAGAAGCAGUGCGACAGGCAGUUAAUUCUCUACAGCAAAGUAAGGAUAAGUCUCAGGAAAAAGACAAGGAUAAAGAUAAAGAUAAAAAUUAAAUUUUAAAUUGGUAAAAAUUACAUAUACUGCUUCAAUAAUCGUUUACUGAUUUUUACUGAUAUAGUUAUUUAAUAAUUCUUGAAUAUGCAGAAUGUAUGUCCAUUGUACUAACGAUGAAAAAAUUUAUUAAAAAUAAAAAAAAUUUUUAUUUCAUUAA
This is a messenger RNA of Chelonus insularis, 1455 nucleotides long. It is a transcript of the gene Rpn10, whose product is annotated as regulatory particle non-ATPase 10. The coding region runs from base 152 to 1297 and encodes 381 amino acids. Gene Ontology annotation, molecular function: polyubiquitin modification-dependent protein binding. Lineage: Eukaryota; Metazoa; Arthropoda; Insecta; Hymenoptera; Braconidae. Gene Ontology annotation, cellular component: proteasome regulatory particle, base subcomplex; nucleus; cytosol. Gene Ontology annotation, biological process: proteasome-mediated ubiquitin-dependent protein catabolic process. The record is from RefSeq and is a predicted model, not a curated record. The transcript is spliced from 6 exons.